Molecule: messenger RNA, 1287 nt
Organism: Nematolebias whitei (Rio pearlfish)
Lineage: Eukaryota; Metazoa; Chordata; Actinopteri; Cyprinodontiformes; Rivulidae
Gene: tbx19
Product: T-box transcription factor 19
Exons: 8
Coding region: 1-1287 (428 amino acids)
Biological process (GO): heart morphogenesis; positive regulation of DNA-templated transcription; cell fate specification
Cellular component (GO): nucleus
Molecular function (GO): RNA polymerase II cis-regulatory region sequence-specific DNA binding; DNA-binding transcription factor activity, RNA polymerase II-specific
Source: RefSeq, a predicted model, not a curated record
AUGAAGGUGGAGGGGUUACAGGAGGAUGGGGAGUCGGGUUCAACGGCGCCAGCAGACCGUGGUUCUGGUGGGACGGUCUGCGGCCUCGGAUCUGCAGAGCUCUGUAUGUCGCGGCUGCUGAGCGCCGUGGAGAGCGAGCUGCAGGCCGGCCGCGAAAAGGGCGACCCCACGGAGAGGGAGCUGAAGGUGGCGCUGGAGGACGCCGAUCUGUGGAGGAAGUUCCAACACAUCACCAACGAGAUGAUCGUCACCAAGAACGGACGCCGGAUGUUUCCGGUCCUGAAGGUGAGCGUCUCCGGUCUGGACCCCAGCUCCAUGUACUCCUUCUUGCUCGACUUUGUGCCGGCCGACAGCUGCCGGUGGAAGUUCGUGAACGGGGAGUGGGUGGCGGCCGGCCGAGCGGAGGGCCGCAGCGAGGGGCGGGGCCACGGCGGUAUCUACAUCCACCCCGACUCUCCGAACUUCGGGGCCCACUGGAUGAAGGCCCCCGUGAGCUUCAAUAAAGUCAAGCUGACCAACAAAGUUAAUGGAGGAGGACAGAUUAUGCUGAACUCUCUCCAUAAAUACGAGCCUCAGCUGCACAUCGUCUGCGUCGGCUCUCGUCAUCGUUUGGUCUCCAACGUUUCCUUCAAAGAAACUCAGUUCAUCGCUGUCACCGCCUACCAGAACGAAGAGAUUACAGCUCUGAAGAUUAAGUACAACCCAUUUGCUAAAGCCUUCCUGGAUGCUAAAGAGAGAAAUCCAGCAGCUCGGAGUUUACCGGAGUCUCCGGAGAACCGGGUGGCCCUUCAGCCCUGCUGGUCGCUGUGCUCAGCAGGAGGGGGUGGAGCCUUUUCGUACACCGGAAGUCUCCCCCUGGCAUCACAUCAUCACCACCAUGGUUACAAGCAUCACGGUUACCCGGGGCGACACACGCCUUAUCCCACUGCCUACCUGCCACACCGUUCGCACUCCUCAGCACCGUGUCUGUCUGAAGGAGUUCAGGUAUUAGCUGAGGGUUGGAGUAGCUCCUCCCCACGUCCUGCCUCCUCUUCCUCCUCUUCACCUUCGCCCGCCUCCCUGACCCUGACCAGCACUGCUCCUUCAUCACAUCUGCCUCCUCCUCCUCCUCACAGCUCCAGUCAGUACCCCUGCCUCUGGACGGUAGGCUGCUCUGAACUAAGCCCCGCCCACUCACCGUGUUCUACUCUCCAUGGACCAAUCAGCAACGAGAGCCUCAUGCAGCCACCUGGUCACGGUAGAGUGGGUGGGGCUCCAUGGCCACCUGGCCACACCCACUCUUUCUGA